Messenger RNA from Blastocystis hominis, 294 nucleotides. RefSeq lists its product as hypothetical. Bases 1 to 288 code for a protein of 95 amino acids. The record is from RefSeq and is a predicted model, not a curated record. NCBI's taxonomy places the organism in Eukaryota, Bigyra, Opalinata, Blastocystidae. The transcript has 4 exons.
AUGGUAACGAAUGCAGCGUCAAAGAACAGCUAUGAAAAAUACCACUUAUCCAUAAUGAUGUGGAGCAUUCCCACAGGCAUUGUGAUUGUAUUUGUAUAUUUGAUUUACACAGUUACAAUGUUCUUUUAUGAGAAAAACAGUCCUUCAUAUCUUUCCUUAGCAGUUUUCCUCAGCAUCACGAUUGUGUUCAUGAUUGUGUCUGUUGUAUAUGUUGCUCGCGUACGAGAUCAGUUUAAGCCGAUUCCCAAUCAUUUGAGACAAUCUGUGAUUAAAAUUUUGUUAAAGUAGUUUGUA